AUGAUUAGCACGUCUAUGCCGGCAGCAGCUUCGCCAUCUCCUGUUUCUCAAGAUAACCACGACCUGUGGGAGACGGCCAAUAUCAACUCCUCUGCUGAUACAAGUACAAAUAGUGUUCAGAUUUCAGAAUUAUUAUCCACUGCUUCCAGAACAAAUGACGUUGAAGAUGCCACACUUGCUAUGCAGGGCCUUCGGAUCUUGCAGCCACCACCUGCUGCUGACAAUGGCGGCAACUAUGCACAGCAGUUGAAUGCCAGUGCGCCUGUUGGGACUGCUACAGCUAGCGCUCACGGGCCAUUAGACCCUGUCCUUGUGGCAGGAUUGGAGAAUGCACGUGAGAGGAUGACACUUUUGCAGUUCGAGGACCAGAUUGUGCGUUUUCUCAGAAACCCAAAAGAGCCGCACCUCAACUUUCCUCCGCUGUCUUCGUACCAUCGACUCAUUGUUCAUCGCCUGGCACAGCGCUGUGGAUUAGAGCAUCAAACAGCAGAUUACAAUCCAUACGAUAACAGCUCAGCACGCGUAGUGACGUUAUUUAAAACUCCACAGUCGGCUGUGCCGCUGGUGCUGUUAAUCGACCUGUCAUCUGAUCGACAAGCACCGACAUCCACACCAGCUUCUGCACCAAGGAUAAUGAUGCGGAAAUGUAGUGCUCCACGUCCGGGUGUCAAUGGCGGACGAGGUAAUAGCGCGGACAAAGCCACACCUUCAUUACAGGACCGUGAGCGAGCGUACGCCGAAGCACGGGCAAGAAUAUUUGGAGAGGAAGAUAACAGUACAGCAGCAGAAAUAGUGAUUUUACCAUCUCCGACGAUAUCGUUAGUGCAAGAUGACAGCAAAAACGAUGAUGGCCUUGGUAAUGCUGGACCUAGGCAUGGAUGCCGACAGGCUGUCGGACCUGAUGGCAGUAAAGGAUUUGGUCGUGGUAAAGAAACUAUAUAUUCAUCUGGAAACACGACUGGUUCGCGUCCUCGAUCACCGAAGGCACGACCCGGAGGUAACGAUAGCACCGUUCACUCGCGCUCAUCUAUUCCGAGCGCUCCAAAUGCAGCAAAUUGGAAGGAGAGUAAGGUUUUAUGGCGAAAUCGCGAACAGGAAAUGAAUGAUCCAGAUUUUACGCGCAAUCAUGACGCAUUUCGCCCUCGGUCCAGUGGCGGAGCAUCGAGUGGAAGUGGCAGUGGUGGCGAAUCGCCACACUAUGGCUAUCGCGUAGGUGGCGGCAUGGUUCGUUAUGGUCUCGGGGACCAGUCACAGCAGUAUGAUCGAUCUUUUGGCUAUCAACAUCAACAGAAUGCUUCAUCUCCACAGCCAACCGUCCGUAUGGGAUCCGGACGCGGCCAUUAUUAUAUUGGCGGACCUGAAUUUAGUAAUAGAGUAGACAUGAAUCAAUACCAGAGGGCCUCGCACCACCCACAACAGCAAAAUCACCCACACCAGGCCAACCCGCCUCUGUGCAUGCUCAUGGGGCGCGGUGGGUAUGGGUUUCCAUCACCAAAUGGACAUACCUCGGUUCAGCAAGGAAACUGGUUGCCGCCGCAUGCCAAUUCUCGAGUGGUAGGCAGCGGUAGUAGUGGAUUCAUUGACGAUGAUUUUCCACCACUUGGCAAAUAG
Plasmopara halstedii is the source of this 1611-nucleotide messenger RNA. RefSeq names its product mRNA-binding protein Encore. Gene Ontology annotation, molecular function: nucleic acid binding. The record is from RefSeq and is a predicted model, not a curated record. The coding region runs from base 1 to 1611 and encodes 536 amino acids. Lineage: Eukaryota; Oomycota; Peronosporomycetes; Peronosporales; Peronosporaceae. The transcript has a single exon.